AUGUCAAAGCCUACGCUGGUCUUCGUCCACGGAGGAUGGCAUGAUCCAUCAUGCUUGGACCUGGUUCGAACACCCCUCGAAAUCGCUGGCUACAAAUGCCACGUUCCCGACCUGCCUUCCAUUGGCAAGCAAGCCGCCAUCAAGACAGCCGAUGACGAUAUCCAAAUAGUUCACGACCUUGUUGCAGACAGCCUCUCGAACGGCGAGGACGUCAUCGUCUUUGGACACAGUAACGGUGGGCUCAAAGCAAAUGGAGCCUUGGAAGGGUUGGUUGGUGACGACGCAAAGAAUCAUAAGGGGAAGGUCCUGGGUCUUGGAUUGAUUGCGGCCAUGAUCCCUCCGAUUGUUGAGAAGGGGGCCAUUGAUGUCCUGUCACGAACAAGAGAUUGGCAACUACUUCUCGAAACCGAGCCAACGUUUCUACCCGAUGACCCUACCAAGUUGUUCUACAACGACUUGCCGGCCGAGGAUGCUGCCUACUGGACUGCUCGAAUACAACCGAUGGCAGUUCCAAGAGGACCGCUAGUGUUCUAUGAAGCGUGGCGGCAUGUACCGAUGUCGUAUUUAGCCUGCACCGAAGACCAAGGGAUGCCGUUCGCGCAACAGGAAGCCAUGACCAAGGCUGCCCGAGCGGAGGGCGGGACGGUACAUGUCACUCAAGUGAAGAGCGGCCAUAGCCCGUUCUUGAGUGUGCCUGAUAAGAUGGUUGAGUGGGUUCAGAAGGUUGCGGAAGUGGAGCUUAAGGCAUGA
This is a messenger RNA of Zasmidium cellare ATCC 36951, 750 nucleotides long. RefSeq lists its product as uncharacterized. The record is from RefSeq and is a predicted model, not a curated record. Lineage: Eukaryota; Fungi; Ascomycota; Dothideomycetes; Mycosphaerellales; Mycosphaerellaceae. The transcript has 3 exons. Bases 1 to 750 code for a protein of 249 amino acids.